AGUUAUUUCAUCGCUUAGGAAACCACACAGAGUUGAUUUAAUUGAAACUUGUAAUUGUCAAGGUUGAAAGAAUUAAAGUUAUCUUAAACCAUAUAUUGGUGCAUAAAAUUAAGUCACAAGAUGGAAAGUACGAGGGACGAACUCAGUAUGCUGAUGGAUGUUGCUAGGGAAAUUACUGCUGCUGGUAAAAAGAAGAGUUCUACUUUAGUCGCUGCUCAAGAAUCGAUGAAAGAAAAAUUGGCUAGGGAAAGAGACGAAAAAGCAGAUCGCCUAUCCAGCAUUGAUGUUCAUCAUCGACAUAUCUGUGAAUUGGUGGCGUUGUUUUUAAAUGCUAAAGUAGAAGAUGUCAUCGAUGCUGUUGCAAAUACAUCAGAAUCCAUGAAUACCAUGGAGACCUUUCUUGAUAAAGGUGGCACUAUGGGUGUAGUUUUUUAUCUACAACACUAUCUGAUAAAAAUGAAUGCUUCCCAGAUGCAUCAGGAAGCCAUGCAUUCAUCAGAAGUAGUUCAUAAGAAAAUUCAAAUAGGUGAUGUUGAUAAGUUGCGGAUCGCCGAAAUGGGUGUUGCUGUUUAUAAAACUUUAGAUGUAGCUGUUACGAUUAAGAAUAUUGGAGAGGUUAUUAAUUUUAUUCAAUUAGACAAUAUGAAUGACAAUGGAAAUGUUGUUGCCAUGAAUUAUUAUUUGAUGGACAAUCUAUUGACGAAACCGUUGUUGAUGAACUCCAGCAAGGAAUGGACGGAACUUUCGAAAACAAAAUCCGGGAAGACAAAGCAGGCAUCAUUUGAGAGACAAUAUCGCCAGUUCGUUAAUUUUAUGAAGAAAACAAAAGUUGAUAUUGAGAGUGUUAUAAUUUUCGAUGAGGAGGAAGAGAUUCAAUCGAUUCUACGUGAAAACUCUGAGGAUAGCAAUCGACUCAACAGAGAACUGAUCCGGAAAGUAGAAUGUGCAGUACGAAUCUGGAAUAAGAAAAUAGAGAGGACCCUCGUCCAAUAUGAGCAACUGAGGAAAGAAGAUGAAUUCGUGGGACCAUUAGAAGAGGUCGAAUAUUGGAGAAAUCAACUAGCUCGCUUCAGUAGCAUCGUGAAUUUCAUAUCUAGUGACACUUGCAACAGAUUGGUAAAUUUCCUGAAGUUAACCGGCAGUGUUAUCCUUAAGAGUUGGAAGAAACACUGCAACCAAGUGCUCGAUGUCCGCAAUCAAUGUACCGACAACGUCAGAUACUUGUACUCCUUCGAUACGUUCUGCGAACCUCUCUACCGAUGCGACCCCUUGCAGAUACCAAGCCAUAUACCUUCACUCCUCUACGCUGUCCGGAUGAUCUUCACAACGUCGAGAUAUUUCAAUAAGAUGUCGAACGUGACAGCCAUUCUCACCAAGAUAUCCAAUCAGCUUGUGAUAGUCUGUAGGAGUUACUUGAAUUGUAAUGGGAAGAAGACCGUUUGGAACCAACCAAAACAAACGAUUUUGACUAAAAUCAGGCAUUGUUUGGACCUAUACUUGAAGUACUACCAAUGCUACACCCAUAUUCAAGAAGAAAUGGAGGAGGCGGGUGAAAAAACAUUCGGAUGUUCGGAAAUGUAUGUUUUUGGAAAACUCGAAGCUUUCAAGAAGAGAAUAGAAGAGAUUACAGAUGUUUUGACUACAACGUCCACAUAUUCCAUCUUAGAAAGUAGCAGAAUUGAUGGUAUCGAUGAGUAUGCAAUAAAGUUCAAGGAGUUCUUCAAUACCAUAUCCCGUAUGAAAUAUGAUGUACUCAAUCACAGAUUACCAGAGUUCGACGAAGACUAUGCAGAAUACAAGCAGAAAGUUGCAGAUACUGAAUGGCUAUUGGAGGAGUUUGUUGGCAUCUCCCUCUCAAAGAUGCAGGAUGUUGAUAACGUUCUAAGACUACUGAAAAGAUUUGAGAAACUCAACUUGCCCUGCUUACAUCUCGAAGAGAGAUACUUGGAAGCGAUGAUCAUGUUUCAAGAUGAAUUGGGUAACUUGAGGGAUAUCUAUAACGAAGAAAGACAAACGCCAAUGUUACCCAAGCUUAUGCCACCCGUAGCUGGAAGACUCAUGUGGAUCAAAAAUUUUUAUAGAAAAAUCGAACAACCAAUGUUGGUGUUUAGGGAAAAAUCUCGUGUUAUCAAGCAUCGAAAAGUCCAGAAAUGUAUACAGCUCUACAAUGCUCUGAGUAUGGUGUUCGUGCAUUAUGAAAAACUCUACCACGAGGGUUGGUACGAUCACUGUAGCCAGGUCGUAUCUUGUUUGAAUGUGCCAAUUUUAGUUAGACAUCCCAAGACCAAAAGAUACGUUGUGAAUUUCAGCCCGUAUAUUAACGAAGUUAUUAGAGAAUCUGAGUUCAUGUACAAAUUGAAAAUGCCUGUUCCAGAUGUCGGACAAAUACUGAUUUUCUGCAGAGACAAAAUGCAGUAUUCCUCGGAUGUGACCAGACAGUUGGUGGAACGCAACGAUAGGAUCCGUUCUAGUAUUCCAUCUCUGUUCAUACCUUUGAUGCGGACCUUGAUGCUCAAACUUGAGAACGCUUUCGAACCAGCUUUUUCAACCUUAACUUGGACGUCCUUGCAAAUACCAGAGUUUUGUGACAGCGUCAAUUCGAUUCUUGAGAACUUCGAAAUAUUCGUCAAAGAGGUUAAGGAUUUGAUGGAGGCCAGAAUAUGUGAGGGCUUGAACGCUAUCGCCAAUACAUCUUUAGUUUAUCUUCCGGAUGAGGCGCUAUCACUGGAAGAUUUUCUAAAAGAAAAUAUCAGACAUCGCCGACAAGUUGUGAUUGAAAUUGAAAAUAAGUCGCUUGCGAUCGAAACUGCCGUUAUCGAACUGAUAAAUAAAUUUCUUGUACAUAUUGAAGAACCACACUUACAAGAAAACAAAUAUGAUUGGUUGGAUUCCGAAAGGGCGGUUAGGCCGAUUUCAUCUUCGUCUAAGUUGAUCGGUGGACUAGAGGCUGGUUUCAAAGAAAUUGAUAGGGAAGUUCAAUUGACCAUGGAGAUGAUUCACAACGACUGUAUCGAACUUUUUGCCUAUUUCAAUAUGAAAUUGUACGAAUCAUUCGUUAAAUCUACGAAGUCCUCCUUGGAACAAUUGAAGAAAGAGGCGAGUGGUCUCAAUACUGAUCAACACCCUGUUGUUAAGACAUAUCUGGAGUUACGGAUACCCACAAUUGUCUUAGAUCCAACUCUGGACCGAAUAGAAACAAUAUUCAAGAAUGUCAUAGCCAAUAUAAUGGAAACUAAUUUGUACUAUUCCUUAUGGGGUCAGAGGAGAGAAUUUAUCUAUGAUACCGAUGCUGGGAAAGAUUCGAAUCUACAAAUUAUCAUACCGGAGGAAAAUUAUCACAAAAUGGUUACCGAGAAUAAAGAGAUUGUUCGUGUGUUUAUGAGUCUACAGGGAAUAAUUUCCUUGCUUCAACCAGACAUCAAGACAAUUAUUUCGGAAUACCUGAAAUAUUCCUAUAUUUGGGCCGAAGAUAGAGAUGAUCAAAUCGAGCAAUUCUGUGACAGUCGCCCUCUAACGGUCGAAAUAAUCGAACGGUUUCAAAAGUACGCCGAAGAAGUCGAGACUCUCAAAACAAUUCCUGAUUAUGAAGUAGUGGGGCCCAUCAAAAUAUCUUUAGAAAACUUCAAACUGGCAGUCAUCAUUGAAUCGAACGCUUGGAAGAAUAUUCUGGGUACGAAACUUGUCGAAAGAAAUAAACAGAAACUGAAUGGAAUCGUCGACUUCAUCAAGGCCCAAGAAAAAAUCAUGAUUAAGCCAAUAAGGGAUUUGGAUGAGUGUAGGGUGGCCCUCUUGUGUUUGGAGCUCAUACGAGAUCGUUUUACCGAAAUGGAUAUGGAACUAAAUUUGAUGGAAGAAACUUAUGCUGUUUUUCUGAAAUUUAAAAUAGAUACUCCACGAGAGGACAUUGAGAGGAUUGACACUUUGAGAUUCAACUUUGAAACUAUGAACAAUCAUGCAAAACAAGUUCAGUCAAACAUCACCGAGCUGCAGGGUCCUCUUCUUCAUGAAUUGACCGAAGGUGUAGAUAAUUUCAAGAUUGAGGUGGAAAUUUUCGAUAGAGAUUUUGAAGAAAACGGACCAAUGGUACCUGGAUUAUCAGCCAGAGAAGCAAGUGAUAGAGUGUUGAUACUGCAAGACAGAUUUGAUGAAUUGUGGCGAAAAUACGAGAUGUACAGCAGUGGAGAGAGACUGUUUGGUCUCGAAGUGAACGAAUAUCCUGUGCUGUGGAAGAGGAAGAAGGAAUUCAAUCUUCUGAAUAAGUUGUACGGGCUAUAUUUGGCUGUCAAUCAUAGCAUCGAUGGAUAUAAUGACAUACUGUGGAGUGAUGUCGACAUAGAGCAGAUACUGACCGAGCUGGUAGAUUUUCAAAAUAAGUGCCGUAAACUUCCAAAAGCUCUGAAAGAUUGGCCUGCGUUUUUGGAUUUGAAGAAGAAAAUAGAAGAUUUCAGUGAAACUUGUCCUCUCCUAGAACUAAUGACUAAUAAGGCUAUGAAAGAACGUCACUGGAAGCGGUUAUCAGAGGUUUGUCACUACAAUUUUGAUGUGGAAAAUCCAUCAUUCACUUUGAGAGGAGUGAUGGAAGCUCCGUUACUUCAGUAUAGAGAUGACGUCGAGGAUAUCUGUAUAAGCGCUGUAAAGGAAAAAGAUAUAGAAGCUAAACUCAAACAGGUGAUCGCAGAUUGGGCUAUUGCCGAUCUAUCGUUUUCAAAUUUCAAAUCUAGAGGGGAAUUGUUACUGAAAGGUGCUGAAACAGGAGAAAUAAUAAUGGCUCUGGAAGACAGCUCGAUGAUAAUGAAUGGAUUGCUCAGUAACAGGUAUAAUCAGCCCUUCAAAAGGGACAUCCAACUGUGGGCUCAAAAAUUAGUAAAUACUUCAGAGAUACUGGAAAAGUGGCUUCUCGUACAAAAUCUCUGGAUAUACUUGGAGGCAGUGUUUGUAGGAGGAGAUAUUGCUCGACAGCUACCUGCAGAAGCUAAGCGUUUCAGUAAUAUCGAUAAGUCAUGGGUAAAGAUAAUGGCUAGAGCUCACGAAACUACUAACGCUGUAGAAUGUUGCACUGGAGACGAAACGAUGGGUCAGAUUUUACCACAUCUUCUAGAACAAUUAGAGAGUUGUCAAAAAAGUUUAACGGGUUAUUUAGAAUCGAAACGGUUAUUAUUCCCGAGAUUUUUCUUCAUCUCUGACCCUGUUCUUUUGGAAAUAUUGGGACAAAGUUCGAAUCCCGCCUCUAUACAGCCUCAUUUACCAAGUUUGUUCGAUGCAAUAUUCUGGGUUGACUUUGACGAGAAAAAGUCAGACUACAUAGUGGCAAUUAAUUCCGAUGUAGGAGAAAAGGUUCAGUUGGAAAAAUACGUCCAGUGUUCUGGUGCUGUAGAGACCUGGCUUACUCAUUUACUCCUCAGCGUGAAGGAGACAGUCAGAGCUGUUAUAGCAGCACAAGCCCUAUGUCUGAACGAUCCUGAGUAUAACUUCGUUCAAGGAUUUCAGCAAUUUUGUGGGCAGGCUGGCCUUCUUGGCUUGCAGCUACUUUGGACCUCGAACGCAGAACUGGCGCUGAAGAAAUGCAAAAUAGAUCGAAUGAUCAUGAAGAACACGAACCAAAAUUUCCUAGAUCUCCUCAAUGCUCUCAUAGACUUGACGUCGAAAAAUCUGACCAAAAUGGAGAGAAUCAGAUUUGAGACAAUGGUCACUAUUCAUGUUCAUCAAAGGGACAUAUUCGACAACAUGGUAAAAUUGAAAAUAAGGUAUAUCACAGAUUUUGAAUGGCAGAAACAGAGCAGAUUCUAUUUCAAUGAGGACAGCGACGAGGUAACUGUAGGAAUAACAGACGUUAUAUUCAUUUACCAAGACGAAUAUCUGGGUAUAACCGAGAGAUUAGCGAUAACACCUCUAACAGAUAGGUGUUACAUAACCCUUGCCCAAGCUAUAUGGAUCAAUAUGGGAGGAGCUCCUGCUGGACCUGCAGGUACUGGAAAGACAGAGACGGUUAAGGAUAUGGGAAGAGCCCUUGGGAAAUUUGUCGUCGUCUUCAACUGUUCCGAUCAGAUGGAUUUCAAAGGCCUUGGUAGGAUCUUUAAGGGUCUCGCACAAUCUGGAACUUGGGGCUGUUUCGACGAAUUCAACAGAAUCGAAUUACCUGUGCUCUCAGUGGCGGCUCAACAAAUAUACAUCGUACUGCAAGCAAGAAAAGAGCGGAAAGCUGUGUUUAUCUUCAUGGAUGGCGACAAUGUAUCAAUGAACAUCGAAUUUGGAAUUUUUCUGACGAUGAAUCCAGGUUAUGCUGGGCGACAGGAAUUGCCGGAAAAUCUGAAAAUCAUGUUUCGCACCGUUGCCAUGAUGGUUCCUGAUAGACAGAUAAUCAUACGUGUGAAAUUGGCUUCAUGCGGUUUCAGAGAUAACAUUACUCUGUCUGGAAAGUUCUUCACUCUGUACCAGCUUUGUGAGGAACAGUUGUCUAAGCAAGUACAUUAUGAUUUCGGACUGAGGAAUAUCUUAUCGGUAUUAAGAACCUUAGGCGCUCAGAGGAGAAGCAAUCCUUACGAUACUGAAGAGACGAUCGUCAUGAGAGUGCUCAGGGAUAUGAAUCUAAGUAAGCUCGUAGAUGAAGAUGAAGCUCUCUUCUUGUCUCUCAUUGAUGAUACCUUUCCUGGUAUAAAAUUGACGACAUUCUCGUGGAAAGAUCUCCAGAAAGCUUUAACAAAGAAUAUCGCUUCUAUGAGACUAGUAAAUCAUCCUGGUUGGAAUCUGAAGAUAAUACAGUUAUAUGAGACAUCCCUUGUCAGACAUGGUCUUAUGGUUUUAGGUCCUACUGGAGCAGGAAAAACGAAAUGUAUGCUUUGUUUGAUGAGAGCAAUGACAGACAUGGGACAACCACAUAAAGAAAUGAGGAUGAACCCAAAGGCAAUUACAGCUCCACAAAUGUUUGGUCGGCUGGACGUGGCCACCAAUGACUGGACUGAUGGUAUUUUCUCAACUUUGUGGAGGAGAUCUUUGAAAUUGAAGAAAACUGAUUUCUGCUGGCUAGUUCUAGAUGGUCCGGUAGAUGCCGUCUGGAUCGAAAACCUGAAUUCCGUCCUCGACGACAACAAGACGCUGACUUUGGCCAACGGCGAUCGCAUAGUGAUGGCCGCCAAUUGCAAGCUCGUCUUCGAACCCGACAACGUGGACAACGCGAGCCCAGCCACGGUGUCCCGUAUGGGGAUGGUGUUCAUGAGUGCCUCCGUCCUGCCCUGGUCGCCCAUUCUGGAGGCGUGGUUGAAGAACAGGUCGAACCAGGAAGCUGCUGUGUUGAAGAAUCUCUUCAAUUCCAUUUAUGCGGAUCUGCAGCUCUUCGUUCUGAUCAAAUUGAAACCGAAGAUGUUCUUGAGGGAGGCGAUGUAUAUAAAGCAGUGCUGCGAUGUUCUCCAAGGGAUUCUGGAUGUUGAAGAGGAGAAUAGAAGCUGGACAGAUAAGCAGUUAGAACGCCUCUUCCUCUUCGCUCUAAUGUGGUCACUAGGGGCUCUUUUAGAACUCGAAGAUAGAAUAAAGAUGGAAUUGUUUGUUACGACACAUCCAUCGAAUUUAGAUUGGCCCAAAUGCGGAGAUAAUGAAACGAUCUUCGAGUUUUUAGUGAACACUGAUACCGGCAGAUGGCAGCACUGGUCUGAAAGGGUGGAACCGUUCAUUUAUCCUUCGGAUAGUAUUUUAGAAUUCACGUCAAUACUAGUGCCAAAUGUGGACAAUGUUCGAACCAAUUUCUUGAUAAGCACCAUUGCUAAACAACGAAAGUCAGUUUUACUAAUAGGUGAACAAGGUACAGCAAAAACGGUAAUGAUAAAAGGUUAUAUGUCGACGUUCAACGUGGAUUACGCUCUGAGCAAGAGUUUCAAUUUUUCUUCAGCAACAACACCCAAUAUGGUUCAGAGAAUUAUAGAGUCCUACGUUGACAAGAGAGUUGGAACAACAUAUGGACCUCCAGCUGGAAAAACACUUUCAAUUUUUAUUGACGACAUCAACAUGCCUGUAAUCAACGAUUGGGGAGACCAGAUCACAAAUGAAAUUGUCAGACAGCUCAUGGAAUGUGGAGGAUUUUAUAGCCUGGAUAAGCCUGGAGAUUUCUCAACUAUAGUAGAUGUGUUGUUCCUUAGUGCAAUGAUACAUCCAGGAGGCGGAAGAAAUGAUAUACCACAUCGGUUGAAACGACAAUUUUGCAUCUUCAAUUGUACGCUUCCUAGCGUAGCUUCAAUGGACCUGAUAUUUCAAAAAAUUGCUUGCGGCUAUUUCUGUCCAGAACGGUUCGAUCAAAAUGUAGUAGACCUAGUUGAGAUGUUAGUUCCUCUCACCCGCACAAUAUGGCAACAAACAAAAACCAAAAUGUUACCAACUCCGGCCAAAUUCCAUUAUGUCUUCAAUUUACGUGAUCUCUCCAGAAUAUGGCAAGGAAUGUUGAACGUGAAAUCUGGAGAAUGUGAGAAUACUGACCAGUUACUGAAAUUAUGGAAACACGAAUGUAACAGAGUAAUCUCUGAUAGGUUUAUCGACAGCACUGACAAAAAAUGGUUCUCUGAAAAUAUGAUCACAAAUGCAACAUCAGCGUUAGCUGGAGUCGUGAGUAGUAUACCUGAAGAAGAUACAUUUUGGGCAGAUUUCUUGAGAGAUCCUCCAGAAACAACGGGAGACGAACCGGACGAUUAUGUUAUUGUAAUACCGAAAGUUUAUGAGGAAAUACCUUCCAGGGAAUUCGUUAAAGAUAGAUUAUAUAUGUUCAUGGAAUUGUACAAUGAAUCCAUCCGUGGGGCCUCUAUGGACUUGGUUUUCUUCGAUGACGCUAUGAUUAAUCUGCUUACAAUAUCCAGAAUAAUUAGAACUUCUAGGGGAAAUGCACUAUUGGUUGGCGUUGGUGGCUCAGGAAAGCAAAGUUUAACCAGACUUGCCUCUUUCAUUGCACUCUAUAAGAGUUUUCAACUUCAACUAACAAGGUCAUAUAACAUUGGAAAUCUAAUGGAAGACCUGAAAUAUUUAUACAGAGUAGCUGGCUUAGACGGCCAGGGCAUCUCCUUCAUUUUCACCGACAACGACAUAAAAGACGAAACAUUUCUGGAGAGCAUGAACAACAUUCUCAGCUCGGGAGAGAUCGCAAAUCUCUUUCCGAAGGACGAAAUAGAUGAGAUUCAAUCAGAACUGAUACCAAUCCUCAAGAAGAUACAACCGAAGACACCACCGACUGUUGAGAAUCUCUACGAAUUCUUCAUAACGAGAGCUGUUUCGAAUCUGCAUGUUGUAUUGUGUUUUUCUCCUGUUGGCGAGAAAUUCAGAAGCCGUGCGCUGAAAUUUCCGGGAUUGAUUUCUGGGUGUACCAUCAACUGGUUUUCGAGAUGGCCGAAAGCUGCACUGAUUGAAGUUUCGAGUCAUUUCCUGAAAGAUUUUCCAAUGGUUGCUGUUCCUGAAGUGAAAGAAAAUCUGGUUAUCGCCAUGGGUGAAAUACAAGAUGGAGUAGCGGAAAUAUGUAAUUCGUAUUUUCAGAGAUUUCGUCGCAGGGUUUUCGUAACCCCAAAAACUUAUACUUCUUUCCUCAAUACCUACAAAAUUUUCUACCAAGAGAAGUUUGACGAAAUCAACACUUUAGCUGACAGGGUCAAAAUAGGUCUUACGAAACUUGUAGAAGCACAAGAAAAUGUGGACGAACUUAAAGAAGAACUCAAACUGAAAGAAGUCGAAGUGAAUGUAGCAACAGAAGCCGCGGAUAAGGUUCUGAAUGAAGUGUUGGCAGCCUCACAGAUCGCGAAUAAGAUCAAAGAAGAUGCUGCGGUAGUCAAGGACAAAGCGGAAACCCUUGUUAUUGCUAUAAGUGCGGAUCAGGAAGAAGCGGAGCAGAAACUGUUGAUGGCGAAACCUGCUCUGGAAGCCGCAGAAGCUGCAUUGUUGACCAUCAAGGCAGCAGAUAUAGCAACUGUGCGAAAACUGGGAAAACCACCUUACCUCAUCACGCUAAUUAUGGAUGUAGUGCUGAUAUAUUUCAAGAAGAGGUUAGACCCUGUGAAGCCGGAUAAUGAAAGACGAUUCCUUCAAGCAUCCUGGAACGAAUCCUUGAGGGUUAUGGCAGAUACGAGAUUUCUCAGUAAGCUCCAGGAAUACCCAAAGGAUACCAUCAACGCCGAAAUCGUCGAUCUGGUUGUACCCUACUUGGAAAAUGAACUGUACACCUAUGAAAAUGCAAAGACAGCAUGCGGAAAUGUUGCUGGUUUGGUAUCCUGGACUAUAGCUAUGGCAUCGUUUUACGAAGUAAACAAAGAAGUUUUGCCCCUCAAGACCAAUCUAGCAAUACAGCAAGCGAAAUUAUCGAUAGCCCAAGCGGAAUUAGAUUCUGCGAUGGAAUUGCUAGCCAGUAAAGAAAGCGAGGUUAGGCAGUGCCAGACGCUAUACGAAGAGGCCAUGGCUCAUAAACAGAUAGUCUUCGAUGAUGCCAUGAAAGUGAAGAAUAAGAUGGAUGCAGCCACCGCUUUGAUAAGUGGCUUAUCCGGGGAAAGAAUCAGAUGGACCGAUCAACUGGCUCAUUUCAAGGCAGAAACGGAGAGGCUCGUAGGAGAUAUUGUCCUACUCGUUGGUUUCCUGGGAUACUCUGGGCCUUUCAAUCAAGAAUUCCGCUCGCUGAUGCAGGCGUCUUGGUUGGAUAUGCUUAUCGGCAAAAAAAUUCCCGUAACUUCAACACUUAGUGUAAUUGAGAGUUUGACAGAUAACGCUACAAUAGGAGAAUGGAACCUUGAAGGAUUACCAAACGAUGAGCUUUCUAUUCAGAAUGGUAUUAUAGUAACGAAAGCUUCAAGAUAUCCACUUCUAAUCGAUCCACAAAACCAAGGCAAAAUUUGGAUAAAAAAUAAGGAACAAAAAAACCAACUGGUUGUAACAACACUGGGACAUAAAUAUUUCAGAAAUCACUUAGAAGAUUCCAUAUCCAUUGGGUAUCCUAUAAUAAUUGAAGACAUAGCUGAGGAACUUGAUCCCGUCUUAGAUCAUGUACUCGAAAAAAACUACAUCAAAAUCGGGACAACAUUCAAGGUAAAAGUGGGAGAUAAGGAAGUAGACGUGCACAAAGACUUCAGACUCUAUAUCACGACCAAGUUGGCAAACCCUUCGUACACGCCAGAAAUUUUCGCAAGAACUUCGAUGAUCGACUUCACAGUCACAAUUAAAGGCUUAGAAGAUCAGUUGUUGGGUCGCGUCAUCAUGACAGAGAAGAAAGAACUGGAGACUGAGAAAACAAAUCUCAUUAUCGAAGUAACAGCCAAUAGGAGAAAAAUGAGAGAACUAGAGCAGAAUCUUCUUUAUAAACUAACAACGAUACAGGGUUCUCUUCUUGACGAUGUUUCAGUAAUUGAGGUUCUCAAUACCACGAAAAAUACUGCUGCUGAAGUUAAAGAACAACUGGCUGUAGCCAGGACAACAGAAAUAAAAAUCAAUGCAGCCAGAGAGGAGUUCAGGCCGGUAGCGACCAGAGGAAGUGUGCUCUAUUUCAUAGUAGUCAGUAUGGCGAUGGUGAACUACAUGUACCAAACAUCUCUGGUGCAGUUCUUGGAACGAUUCGACAUCUCGCUGGCUAGGUCCGAUAAGAGUCCAGUAACGAGCAAAAGAAUACUGCAUAUUAACGAUUACUUGACAUACGAGAUUUUCAAAUACAAAUCUCGAGGUCUAUAUGAGCAACACAAAUACAUGUUCGUUCUAUUACUGGUGUUGAAAAUCGACUUGGAAAGGAUACACAUCACAAUGGAAGAGUUUCAGAAUUUCAUUAAGGGUGGCGCUGCUCUCGAUUUGAAGGCUUGUCCUGACAAGCCAGCUCGAUGGAUAACCGAUUUGACGUGGCUCAACAUAGUGCAGCUCUCUAGCUUGAGGCAGUUCCAGUAUAUCUUACAACAGGUAACAGAAAAUGAGAAACUUUGGAAAGUUUGGUUCGACAAGGAUGCUCCUGAGGAAGCACCUUUCCCUCUGAGUUACGGCUCCCUGGACACCUUCAGAAAACUGCUGCUCAUAAGAGCAUGGUGUCCUGAUAGAAUAAUGGUCCAGAGUAAAAAAUACAUUGCUCAAUCUAUGGGUACAAGGUUUUCGGAGCCCAUGUUAUUGAACUUCGAAACAAUGUAUAUAGAAUCGAGGUCCUUAACUCCGAUGAUAUGUUUCUUGAGCACCGGGUCUGAUCCCACGCCUUACAUAGAGCAGUUGGCGAAAAGGUUAGAAUUUAGAUGCAAAUCGAUUUCAAUGGGACAAGGACAGGAAAUUCAUGCUAGAAAAUUACUUACAGAUGCAAUGAACGAGGGUUUUUGGGCUCUUCUGCAAAACUGCCAUCUGUCCUUAGACUAUAUGCAAGAAGUCCUUGUGCUGUUCAUGGAACUGGAAAAAGGUGGAACUUUCAAUAAGAAUUUCAGGCUCUGGUUGACAACAGAAAUUCAUGAGAAGUUUCCCAUCAGUUUAUUACAAAUUUGUAUCAAAUUUACAAAUGAAGCUCCAUCAGGUAUGCGAGCUGGUUUAAUCCGUACCUAUACUUCCAUGAAUCAAGACAUGUUGGAUUAUUCCGAUUCGAAACAGUACAUACCACUCAUAUACGCCAUCUCAUUUCUGCACACCGUUGUUCAGGAGAGAAGAAAAUUCGGUCCUCUAGGUUGGAAUAUUCCGUAUGAAUUCAACUCGGCUGAUUGGCUAGCUAGCUGUCUAUUUCUGCAGAAUCAUUUGGACGAAGCUGAUGCCAAAAAAGGGCUGAGCUGGACCACACUCAGAUACAUGCUGGGAGAAGUGCACUAUGGCGGAAGGGUCACUGACGAUUUCGAUAAGAGACUUUUGAAUACUUUUUGCAAGGUUUGGUUCACCGAUAAAAUAUUCAACGAUGACUUCUGCUUCUAUAAAGGGUACCAAAUAGUGGUGCUCAAGCAAGUAACCGAUUAUCUCGAAUACUUCAAAAGUAUGACACCGACAGAUGUUCCCCAAGUAUAUGGCUUGCACACAAAUGCAGAUAUAACCUACCAAACAAACGCAACAUCCGAUAUGCUCUCUCAAAUGUUGUCCAUUCAACCCAAAGAAGCUGGAGUUUCCGGUGGUGAAACCAGAGAAGCGGCCGUUUACAGACAGUCGCAAGAAAUGUUAAAGAAGCUACCCCCACCUUACGAUCCAUUCGAAGUUAAAGACAGAAUUAAAGCCAUGGGUCACCUGAAUCCUCUGAACAUAUUCCUCCACCAAGAGAUAGACAGAAUGCAGAAGGUGUUGAUAAACAUCACCCAAACAUUGCAGGAUUUACUACUGGCCAUAGACGGCAUAAUAAUCAUGAAUGAUAUCUUGCAAGACGCUCUGGAUAAAAUCAACGAUGCUUUGGUUCCCAACAUCUGGAAGAGGGGAUCUUGGGCAGCAGCUACCUUAGGAUUCUGGUUCACCGAAUUGAUAGAAAGAAACAAUCAGUUCAACGACUGGUGUUUCAAGGGGAGACCUCCCUCCUUCUGGAUAGCUGGGUUCUUCAAUCCUCAAGGAUUUUUAACUGCUAUGCGUCAAGAAGUUGCAAGAGCUCAUAAAGGAUGGGCUUUGGAUCAAGUAACAUUAUUCAAUGACGUCACCAACAAAAUGAAAGAAGAUAUCUCAGCAUCACCUAAUGAAGGUGUUUAUGUUUAUGGUCUCUUUCUCGAUGGAGCUGGUUGGGAUAGAAGGAAUUCAAAACUGAUGGAAUCUAUAAAUAAAGUUUUGUACACCCUUUUACCAGUUGUUCACAUAUACGCUAUAAUUACGUCUCCGAAAGUAUCCACACCGUUAUAUAAGGCGCCACUCUACAAGAAGGCCAACCGAACUGAUUUAAACUACAUCACCUCCUUGUUUUUAGUUACUGUUAAACCACCAGAUCAUUGGAUUCUGAGAGGUGUUGCUCUGUUAUGUGAUAUACAAUAGCAGUAAUAUAUUUGAAGGAUGUUCUUGUUAUAUUUGGAUUAAAAAUUUUAACCCCA
Messenger RNA from Harmonia axyridis, 13946 nucleotides. RefSeq names its product dynein axonemal heavy chain 8-like. Lineage: Eukaryota; Metazoa; Arthropoda; Insecta; Coleoptera; Coccinellidae. Gene Ontology annotation, molecular function: ATP hydrolysis activity; ATP binding; dynein intermediate chain binding. Gene Ontology annotation, biological process: microtubule-based movement. Bases 121 to 13890 code for a protein of 4589 amino acids. The transcript is spliced from 67 exons. The record is from RefSeq and is a predicted model, not a curated record. Gene Ontology annotation, cellular component: dynein complex.